CGUUUUCCCCUAUCUUUUUUGACUUCUUCUUCUUCUUCCUGUCCAGCUUUCGUUUCUGCUAGGCUAUCGGGUUAGUUUAGCCGUGUCCUUUUAUUUUGUUCUUUUUAUUUUGGGGUUUUCUCUACCACACUCUUUUUUUUACGGUUGUCGCCUGCCAUCCAUUCAUCACAUCAUGGGCAAGCUCGAUAACCCCAUCAGCCUGCUAAGAGAAAUCCUGAUCCGAGUGCCCCUCAUCAUCAAGACCAUUUUCCUCCAUGCCAUCCGCCUAUCCCACGUCACGGGGAAGCAGGACCUCCGCACCGAGUUGACCGUCGCCGUUAUCCGCUCGUUUCUCACCUUCAACUCGCCCAUCGGCCAGCAGCAAAAGGACAGCAUCCGCGAUCCCGGCAUCAAAGGCCCCAUGUGGGUGUCCAAGGUCACUCUUCCCCAGCCGGAAAAUGAUGUCCAGGAUGCGGUGAUCAAGGCGAUCGAGGAUCUGAAGGUUGGCGACGAGACAUACAGCAUUCCGGGCGUGGCGCCGGUUGAGGCAGAGUGGACGGGACAUCGCAGCGGCGUGGAGAAGAACACCCCUCAGCCGGAUAUCUCAGAGGAGGCCAAGUAUGAGGAGCUUUGCAGGGAGUCUACGGACGAGACGGUGAUUCUGUAUUUCCAUGGGGGUAUCUACUUUCUCUGCGACCCAUGUACCCAUCGCCCGGUGGUCACCCAGCUCUCCAAGCGAACCGGCGCACGCGUCCUGUCAGUGCGCUACCGUCUUGCGCCUCAGAAUCCCUUCCCCGCCGCUCUCGUCGACGCCCUCGUCGCAUACCUCUCGCUCAUCUACCCUCCCCCGGGCUCUCUCCACGACCCCGUCCCGCCCAGCAAAAUCGUCCUCGCCGGCGACUCAGCCGGAGGCAACCUCUGCAUCGUCCUCCUACAGACCCUCCUCACACUACGCCGCAUCUGUCCCACCAUCCGCUUUCACGGCCGAGACAUCCCCAUCGACCUCCCCGCCGGCGUAGCCACCAGCUCCCCCUGGUGCGACAUGACCCGGUCCAUGCCCUCCGUCCACCACAACUCCAUCUACGACUUCAUCGCCCCUCCGACCCAAGAUCCCGCCUCAAUCUACCGCCCCAUCAGCGUGCCCGAUGACGACAUCUGGCCCGCCAAGCCCCCCCGCAUCGACCUCUACGCCAACGCCAACGCCCUCCUCCACCCGCUCGUCUCCCCAAUCGCCGCCCGCAAGGACCUCUGGAAAGACGCCCCCCCGGUCCUCAUCGCCAUGGGCGAGGAGGGUCUCUCAGACGAGGGUCUUGUCCUCGCGCGCAGAAUCCACGAAGCCGGCGCCCCCGUCGUCGUCGAGCAAUUCGAAGGCAUGCCGCAUUGUUUCGGGAUGGUCAUGAUGGGGACACCCUCGGGCCGUCGCUUCUACGACGUCACGGCCGAGUUCUGUCGCGAUGCCGUGGCCGGUAAGAUGGCCGCUGGCACCCCCUUGUCUGGGGAGAUCACCUACAUCGGAUACAAACUUCUAGGGACCCGGCAGAUCCCGCUCGACAAGGCGGUUCCGUUGACGGAUGAGGAGGUGGAUGAGCGAUUGCGGAUGAACGCUCAGUGGCGGUUGGAGGGAGAGAGGGAACUCCAGAGAGAGUGGCUGGAGAAGGUCAAACUUUGAGCCUGUGUUUGGGUGUUGUGUGCUUUUUAUAUAGACCGGUUCGCUGCAUUUGGCGUUUUCGAGCUUGUGGGCUUUUCGCUAUACCCUGUUUAU
This is a messenger RNA of Aspergillus heteromorphus CBS 117.55, 1741 nucleotides long. RefSeq names its product alpha/beta hydrolase. Lineage: Eukaryota; Fungi; Ascomycota; Eurotiomycetes; Eurotiales; Aspergillaceae. The record is from RefSeq and is a predicted model, not a curated record. The transcript is spliced from 2 exons. Gene Ontology annotation, molecular function: hydrolase activity. Bases 173 to 1648 code for a protein of 491 amino acids.